Messenger RNA from Adineta ricciae, 2538 nucleotides. NCBI's taxonomy places the organism in Eukaryota, Metazoa, Rotifera, Eurotatoria, Adinetida, Adinetidae. The record is from the annotation of a GenBank genome assembly.
AUGCAUCGAACCGACUCCUCUUUUCGACGUCAUGCUGGCGGUGGUAGUUUGCGUAGAUUUAGUUUUCGUCGAAAACCCACACGAGAAUCAGUACAGGAACCAACAUCAACAUGGUCAUUCAACAGCGAUACGCAUGAAUGGCAAUUACUUCGAGACGAUGGUGCUCAGAUUCAACUGGUUUACAAUAAAUCCGAACAUAUUCCCCUGAAAGAUUUCGCAGCAGAAAUCCGUGGUGGAAAAGACAUCAAAGAAUUUCUAUUGAGUGCACUCGUGCUUCUCGAUGUACAAGACACAUCGAUAUGGGAUUUGCUGGAAAUAAUCCUGCGAAGAAUCAAACAAACAAGUGUUCCUCAUAAUGGUGGUGCGUCAUCAACACAAUCAUCCUCUCUGCCAACAGCAACGACAACCAUGAUCAGUAAUACAGUCAUCAGCAGUGGCAGUAGUGGACAUCGAGAGAAUUUGAACAUCGAUGAAAUCAAGCAAGCCUUGUUUGUGAAUGAUCGAGUUCGAAUUUUAGCGAAAACUCUUCAAGCAACAACAGCCACUGAAACGAAUUGGACUUAUGAUCAAUCAUGGCUCGCCAUCAUGUGCACAUCUCCAUCGAUAGUCAAACGGCAUGUGGCAAUAGCGCGUUUGAAAAAUCCGUGUAAUUUAGGUCGAAACUGUCAAGAAGCGCGCUUUAUCGUCUUUAUCUUGUCUCCGAUGAAGGAGAAAGGUACGAAAAACUUUCUCGAAACAGGCCGAACGUUUGCAACUAUCUUUGCUGAUAUUGAAUUACGUGCUAAACUAUUAAAAGCAACAACUCAACAGGAAUUUAUUUCUAUUAUUGAUAAACAUACAGAUAAUCUAAUGGAACAACAAACAUCAACCGCACGAAAUUCUUUUAUUGAUCCAUUUGAUGAUAAUACUAAUAGUUCCGAAUUGUUAAAAGUUAAAACAUAUUACUGUCCAAUACUUUCUGAUAUCUGUUUGGAUUUCUCACGUCGCUUACCUCAUUAUCUGUCUGAUUACUACGAUAUUUUUAAAACUCAUCGUGGUUCAAAUAAAGUCAUAUCAACAGCUGUUUUCCUCUACUUUGCUUGUCUUCUACCCAGUAUUGCAUUUGGUGUGUUGAACUCUCAAGUGACAAAUGAUCAAAUAAGUGUUUCAAAAGCUGUCGCAUCUCAAUGCCUCGGUGGUUUGUUUUUUUCGAUAUUCGCUGGUCAACCAUUGAUUGUAGUUAUGACUACCGCACCGUUAACAUUAUAUGUGAAAGUCAUUUCCAUAUUGUGCGCAUGGUAUCGAACGGAUUUUCGAGAUACAUAUGCAUUAGUGGGCUUAUGGAAUUCAUUUUUUCUCAUUCUUUUCUCGUUUUUCGGUGUAUCGAAAGUGAUGAAGUGGUCUACAAGAUCGACUGAAGAAAUCUUUGCUCUGUUUGUCUCAAUUGCAUUUUUGGUCGAUGCAAGUGCUCAUGUCUAUCAAAAUUUUGCAUGGAACUACUCAACAACAGCGUGCAAACAGUACGAUGAAUAUUGGAAAUUACGUCGAAUGAAUAAAACGAUACCCACAAAUUUGACUGGAGAUGUGCUGGAAGAGCCAUGCUCACGCGAUUCAAGUCUACUUUAUCUUCUUCUGACACUAGGCACAGUAUGGUUAGGAACUUUUUUAUAUAAAUUCAAACAAACGCCAUACUUAACAUCAGCAAAACGAGAAUUAUUGGCAGACUAUGCUCUACCGGUGGCUGUUAUAAUUAUGUCAUUGAUUGGAAGUCUUCUAUUCAAUAAAAUUAAUUUGCAAUCAUUUCCUGUUGAUCAUGAAAAUAUUUUCGUCUUAGUUCGAUUUAAAAAUGUCACUCUGAAACAAAUUCUUGCCACAGGUGGCUUAGGUUUUUCAUUAUCUCUACUCAUGUUUCUUGAUCAAAAUAUAGCCGGUGCGAUUGUUAAUUCACCGGCGAAUAAACUGAAAAAAGGCAAAGCAUUUCAUAUUGAUCUGUUUGUCAUAGCGAUACUCAAUGGUUGGCUUUCCUUGUUUGGACUGACAUGGAUGCAUGGUGCCUUACCACUUUCGCCGCUACAUGUCAAGGCACUUGCGGAUACUGAAGAACGUGUUGAACAAGGCCAUAUUCAAUCAGUUAUUGUCAAAGUUCGAGAAACUCGUUUGACGGUAUUGCUAUCUCAUAUAUUUAUUGGUUUAUCAUUGUUCAUGCGUGAUAUCCUCAAACAAAUUCCAAUGCCGGUAUUGGAUGGACUGUUUCUCUAUUUGGCAUUGACAUCACUCGAUGGCAAUCAAUUCUUCGAACGUGUUACAUUAUUUUUUACUGAACAAGCUGCUUACCCACCUAAUCAUUAUAUUCGUCAAGUCCCACAACGUAAAAUUCAUCUAUUUACUUUCUUUCAAGUUCUUCAAUUAUUAAUCUUAUGUUUUCUGGGCUUUUCACCCAUACUUUACACGAAAUUAGUCUUACCAAUCUGGCUUGUCGCUAUGGUUGCAUUUCGAUAUCGAAUAUUACCAAAGUUAAUUCCUUUAAAAUAUCUACGAUCAUUAGACCAACGAUUAUGA